This is a messenger RNA of Trichoderma virens Gv29-8, 984 nucleotides long. RefSeq lists its product as uncharacterized. Gene Ontology annotation, molecular function: cysteine-type endopeptidase activity. The record is from RefSeq and is a predicted model, not a curated record. Bases 1 to 984 code for a protein of 327 amino acids. Lineage: Eukaryota; Fungi; Ascomycota; Sordariomycetes; Hypocreales; Hypocreaceae. Gene Ontology annotation, biological process: proteolysis. The transcript has 3 exons.
AUGCACGCGAAAGCUGGCCCGCCGCCUCCCUCGGCCCCUCAGCAGUUUGGUCACGGUGCUCCGAGCGGCUACACUUUCCAGUACUCCAACUGCACAGGAAAGCGAAAGGCAUUGUUGAUUGGAAUCAACUAUUUCGGCACAAAGGCCGAGCUCAAGGGAUGCAUCAACGAUGUCCACAACGUGUCGGCGUUCUUGGUCGAGCGAUAUGGCUAUAAGCGUGAGGAUAUGGUCAUUCUGACAGACGACCAAACCAACCCUGUCAUGCGGCCCACCAAGGCCAACAUCAUUCGUGCCAUGGGCUGGCUGGUCAAUGGCGCACAGCCCAAUGAUGCCCUGUUCCUUCACUAUUCCGGUCACGGCGGUCAAACCGAAGACAAGGAUGGCGAUGAGGACGACGGCUACGACGAAGUUAUAUACCCCGUUGAUUUUGAGCAGGCUGGACAUAUCGUAGAUGAUGAGAUCCACUUCCGUGUUGUCCAGCCCCUGCAGCAGGGAGUGCGCCUCACUGCCAUUUUCGAUUCAUGUCACUCGGCAACCGUCAUGGACUUGCCCUAUGUCUACUCCACCAAGGGUGUUCUCAAGGAGCCCAACUUGGCCAAGGAAGCUGGUCAGGGUCUCUUGGGCGUAAUCUCCUCCUAUGCUCAGGGCAACAUGGCCGGUGUUGCUAGCAGCAUCAUGGGCUUCGCCAAGCAGGCAUUCAACGGCGACGAGGCCUACAAGAAGACUGUGGCUACGCGCACAUCAUCAGCAGACGUCAUUAUGUGGUCUGGCAGCAAAGAUGACCAAACCUCUGCCGAUGCCACCAUUGGAACUCAGGCCACCGGUGCCAUGUCGUGGGCUUUCAUUUCCGCCCUCAAGAAGAAUCCCAAGCAGAGCUAUGUCGAGCUGCUCAACAGUAUUCGAGAAGUCCUCGAGACCAAGUAUACUCAGAAGCCACAGCUGUCUUGCAGUCACCCUCUAGGUAUGUUCUUAAUGCGAGUUUGA